AUGCCACUAAACUUCCAGUUUAAUUUUGGCCCAUAGUGAUUUUACAUGUUACCUUUUCUCAAUGUUAAAUUUCUGCUCUACAGCUCUGUACAGCUCACACACUUUGAGCCAGACUGGUCAGAUAGGAGUGAGAGGAGGAUGUAAAGGAGCAGGUGAGGGAAGAGAAACAAUGACAACUACAAAAAUGAAUGUUACACUCAAACAAGAAGGUGAGAGGGGGGUAUUUGAGGAGAGAAGUCUUUGUUAUUUGGAUAUGGUUUUUAUUUAGGCUGUGAAUGAGGUUUCCUGUGUAUAAGUGUAGAGUUUAAAAAGCCAGAGGAGUUUCCGGGUCGUCUUUUGACACCAUACAUGUAUGAGGUAAAGCCGCUAUCUUGUAGAGGGUGAAUAUUACCAAUUACAUCAACACUGUCUUCUAUUUUCCCCCUCCUCCUGUCUUUUUCCUGCUAUCUCUCCCUCCUUUUAUAAUAGUUAUACUGUUUCUUGUGAACCCUAUUUUCCUGGCCCGAUCUAACCAAAUUUAUACACAGUGAAAAAGAUACUUGUCUCAUUUCAGUUUUUUUCUUUUUAUACAUUCUGUAUCUAACUGUCCACUGCUGUUUUUUUAAAACUGUAAUAAGCUGAGUUGAUUUAAUACAAUGCGUUUAUGUAUGAGGACCAGAGAAACUUCUGGUGAAAUAAACUCAAUGCGUUUGAAUUGACUUUCUACACACUGUAUCUGUAUUCUGCCAGCAGAUUGUGCUAACAGGCACUGCUCACUUCCAAGUAGUGUAGCUCCGAUAUGGUAUCUGAGUAUUAUGAGCAAUGGGUCAGUCAGUAGUCAGUCUGUUUUUAGCCUCUGUAGAGGAUGGCUAGGCUGGUGUAUGUUUGUUUUGUGUUUUUUUUUUUCCCCCCUGAUAUAUAAAAAUAAGAAACAGGACAAAAAUAUCGUAAAUAUGUUGAUUGCUGAUAUUCAAGUGUUUCUAUAAGUUGACUGGACAUUAUGAAAUGCAGAGAAAUCGAGAUUGAUGAGUUUAAUGUGCUUCACAAGACCAGUAGAUUAAACUGAAUAAAGUCCUCUGCAAAGACUGGGAAAAGAGUUGUUUAUCGGGUGGUUAAUUUGAAUAGAAUAUAAUAAAACUGCAUUUAGCUGCUUGGCAAAAGUACAUGGAUAUAAUUUCAUUAUCUUUAUUAUGUAGAAAACAAAUUGUAUUACUGGUUAGAAAAAAUGGUCUCUGAGUCUCAGUCCUAAGUAACUACAGACUACCUGAUGCAUGUUGUGCAAAAAAUGUCUGAAAAUGAAUUCCAAACUGACUAAUACUUUUUACGGUGCCAGGAAAAAUUUGUUCACAAGCGGAGCUCAACAGUAAGGAUUUUUUUGAAUUUUCUGGUCCUGUCUGACCAGUAAUUCAGAUUUUUGUGUACCCUGCGACAAAAGAAUGAUCGGUUUUAAUUUUUAGCACUGUAUUUGCUAGAAGUAAACUUGUACAACUUAUUUUAUUUUCCAAAAUUUGCACCUGGAAAUGAAUCGGCUACAAUGUAAGCCAAAAUAUUAUACGCUUUUGCUGGAAAACAAAGGCAUAUGGUGCAAAACAUACUGAAGUUUUCUGUUUUUGCCAAUUUGACACCGCCUCAUCUAUGUUAGCCAGCUAGAUAACAUUAUCAUGGUGACAAAUUAGCAGUUCACAGCAAUGUAGGAUGUGACAUUCAUGGUGUCAAGUCUUUGAAAGAUGCUAAUGCGUUUAGCUAGUAAAUGAGAUCCUGAAGAAUGCUUUUAUAUUUUUCUUUGUUAAAGUUCAAUGAAAUAGUUCUUGAGACAGAAAUUCUGAUCAUAAAGACAACAAAUGUUUUCUGUUGAUUUAUGGAACGGCUGUGAAUGAACUACUAAUGGAUGGAUGGAUAGGCAAGUGUUUUGUUGGUUAAUUAGUGACCGUCUUUUUGGCUUUUAUUAUUUUUCACCCGCUGAUAAUGCCCCAGCUCUCUAACCUUCUUUUUUUAUCUUUUUUCUUUCUCACACACCCCUCUUUUGAUUUAAUGCCAUCUAUAACUUUCUAAGCUGCUCUAUCAGCUGCUUUCUCUCGCAUUAUAAACAGUCCUCUCGCUUUUCUGUCUUUGCAACUGUAACUCUCACGCUCUUAAUGUCAUUAACAGGUGCUUGUCCAAAAUAGAACCCUUGCCCAUAUACACACACACGCACAAACAUCCGUGGAUCAGCUGACAUACACUCGACUUUCUUUCCCACAGACCUGCAAAACUCUCACUGACAUACACUGAAAAAUGUAAAAUCUGUCCAUGCGCAGAUAAAUACUCUUGCAUGAACCAACUACUUGAUAAUUGAGCUGUCAAACAUACUGUCAUACAUAAUCUACAACUUGAUUUCAUGAGCCCCAGUCCCAGUUUUCUCCACCCUUCUUUUUUUCUCUCUCUCUUUCUCUCUAGCUCUCUUUACGUCCCUCCUUCUCCUCCUCUCUCAGCUGAGUUUCAUGUAUGUAGUCAUCAGAUCUGCACCCACACAGAACAGGUUCAUCAAAAAAAGGAAUGCAUCAUCUAUUCACAGCUCUAUAAGGCCUCGAUCCAGUGUCUCUCAUCAAGUUAUUCUCUUCAUCUACCCAUUAUUCCUGUCUAGUUUAUCAAACCGUCUUGUGUUUGUAGACGACAGUUAAUUCCCACUCUACGCUCUUCAGAAAUGACCCCCUGUCACUUGAAUUUCUUGCACGCUGGAUUCUUUUUAAAUCACAGAACAUUGUAAUCAUUUCCUGUUCCUUUUUGAGCUUUCUAUUAAUAUACUUCUCUGCGUGCUCAUUAUCUAUCCGUCCGCCUAACUCCAGACUCUCUAGUCUCCUGUUUUUUGCUUUAGUUAUUUGUUUGUCCCCUUUCUUGACUUUGCCUCUGGGAAUUUCCUCCUCUCAUCUCCAACUCUUGUGGCUGCCAUGUGGUCCAACUUUUUUUUGCAACAGGAAGACGACGGGAGAGUAGGUACGGCGGCUUUGGGUGGAGUUGGCGGUAAGAGCGGGCGUUCAGGUAAACGGCUGAAGCCCCCUCGAAUGAGUGACAGCCAGGAGGGCAAGAUCAAGCUGGCAUUUUUUGUCGCCCUCAUAGGCGUGACUCUGACGGUACUUGGCAUGGGUACAGAGUUCUGGGUGGAGUUAUCUCAGCCAAAACACUCCAGGAACAACCAGACAUGUGAGAUGGCACAUUACGGCCUUUGGAAAUUAUGCGUUCGCACGCUAUGGGUGUCAGAUAUUGACCCGGAGAGAGAGAGCUGUGGACCUGCAGAACUACCUGGAGAAUCAAACUGCACAUACUUUAAAUUCUACACUUCUGGAGAGAAUGCUGUCAUAUUUAAGAAAACAACAGAAAAACGUUUGCAUAUAGCUGGUGCAAUGUUGGCUUUGUUCAGUUUGUUUCUGAUGAUCAUGGGCUCUGUGUGUAUCACUAUGUCUCUCAGUAAGAGUGUGCCCUUCUUCCUCAAGCCUGCUACUAUCUGCUUCAUCUUCUCAGGUGUCCUGGUCUUCUUGUCCAUCAUAGUUUUCCACCAGUCUGUGCUGGCGUUAUUGGCAAGCGAUCACAGUAUCCCUCUCCAUCACCAGUUGUCCUGGUCAGUGGCAUGCCUUGGCUCGGCUGGGGCCAUUCUCAUUUUUGGAGGGCUUAUAUUCCUGUUGCUUUCCCUCCCCUACAACCCCCUGGAGAAAUGUUUUCCUCAGCAGAGCAGUAGUGAUGCCUAGCUGUCAGGGGGACUGCCCGUGAGUUAAGUAGCACAAGAUCUUUUAUACUCUUAUGCUGUUUGUGGAGAUUAACUGAUGUUAUAAAGGACUAUCAAACGCUAAUGUUCAUAAUGUUUUGCAAUAACUAGCAUUAGUUUGCUUAUCAAUAAGAUUAUAGACUUUAAUGCUCAUACACCGACUCUGAAAUUUGAACUGAUAUUUCUAUGAUGGUUAUGUACAUAAAAUCAGUGACCAACAGAUCUGUUUACUGUCUUUAAAGGCUUCAUUUACACAACAUGUUGUGCUAUUAUGCAUUGUCCCUGUGCAUUGGUAUAAGAAACCUUAUUUGAUUACUAGGCAUAUAAUACUGACUUAUCAGGUAUCUGUGGUUUGAAAGUGUACUUUUUUUUUCUUUUCUUUUUUUUUGAAAAAUAGGCCAUCCUAUCAUUGCUAAAGGCCCGUUCACACCAAGUGUCAUUAGUGUCAGAUAACGUUCUGCUUAUUAUAAGAGCACGCUGCAGUUUUGUCGUACGCCACCUUAAAUGCUUGAGCUCUUUAAAGUUGAGUGGAUUCUGAUUGGCUGUCAGUGUUUUUAUCAUUCAUCAGCUAGAAAAAAAUCAUCAUGAAAAUGAUUCCAGCAAUAUUGUUCCUCUGUGGCAUUAUUGUUAUAGCUGUGGUGUGGGCUUCUCUAUUCUC
Messenger RNA from Sinocyclocheilus rhinocerous, 4376 nucleotides. RefSeq names its product voltage-dependent calcium channel gamma-6 subunit-like. The transcript has 6 exons. Gene Ontology annotation, biological process: regulation of calcium ion transmembrane transport via high voltage-gated calcium channel; calcium ion transmembrane transport. NCBI's taxonomy places the organism in Eukaryota, Metazoa, Chordata, Actinopteri, Cypriniformes, Cyprinidae. Gene Ontology annotation, molecular function: voltage-gated calcium channel activity; calcium channel regulator activity. The record is from RefSeq and is a predicted model, not a curated record. Bases 2907 to 3701 code for a protein of 264 amino acids. Gene Ontology annotation, cellular component: membrane; L-type voltage-gated calcium channel complex.